AUGGACCGUCAGCGAGACCUGGUCUUUUGCCACGAGUGCGAGAACGAAUGGUUCCGCGAUGAGGGCGGCCUCACAUGUCCAGAAUGCUCUUCGGACUUUACAGAGAUCAUCGAGGCACAGCAUGACCCGAGACAGGCUCUUUCCGAGGAAGAAGAUACGCCACACCCUCUCCACGACCACAAUCCCUGGGCAAACACUCCCCACGACGCCCCCGAUCCUGAAGAGAGCCAACUGCCCGGCUUCCAGUACCGCACCAACCCUCAAGGUGGCAUUUCCAUGAGCUUCAGCCAUACUUUCUCUUCCUCCAACCCUCCUCGCAACCCUGCCUCGCCCACUCCUCCACAAAAUGGCCAAGCCCCCGAUGCCAUACUCAGAAUGCUGAACCAAAUCAUUGGUGGAGUCGCUCGUCAGCCACAACCAACCACUCGCGAUGCCGCAAUACACUCGCCAGACGGCGACCCAAAUGUGCGCGUCUUCACCGGCGGAGGUCCCAACUUUCAAUACACGGCUACUACCCGUCUCACUCCUCGCGACGCCAACACUCCCCAAGCCCGCGCCCCGACCAUCGACAACCUACCGGGCAUCCUCAAUCACAUGUUCCAGGCUCCCCCACGAGGCGCUGGUCCCGACCCUAACUUCGAGCCUCUUGGCUUUGGCAACUUGUUGAAUACUCUCUUCAAUCCCGCCAACAUGCAGCACGGCGAUGCUGUCUACAGUCAAGAAGCUCUGGAUCGGAUAAUAUCUCAGCUCAUGGAGCAGAAUCACUCCAACGCCCCGGGUCCUGCCUCGGCCGACGCUAUCGCCGCCUUGCCACAAAAGUCUAUCACAAAGGAAGAUCUGGAUGAAACAACCGGAAAGGCCGACUGUUCGAUUUGUAUGGACGAAGCCCUGAUUGGCAGUCAAGUUACUUGCCUGCCCUGCGGUCACUGGUUCCAUCCCGACUGUAUCAAAGCCUGGCUGGCCGAGCACGACACAUGUCCCCAUUGCAGGCAAGGCAUCAUGCCCAGGGACGCUCCCGAAAAUGCUUCGAGGCCGAGAGAACCUGGACAGGUCGCGAGAAACAACAGAACUUGGGGCCAAGGAGAAGGCACCAGAGAUAACCCUAUCAAUGUUGUCGAGAGUCCUGACCGUCCCCGGACCACCAACGAUGCCGCAACCGCCUCGGCAUCUACUUCAGGGGUUGCCACUGCUGCUUGGGCUCGCAUGAGGGACGCCUUUGGUGGUGGCAGUGGAGGGAGCAAUCCUCCUUCGGGAGCUUCUUAG
Messenger RNA from Aureobasidium namibiae CBS 147.97, 1263 nucleotides. RefSeq lists its product as uncharacterized. Gene Ontology annotation, cellular component: cytoplasm; nucleoplasm. The record is from RefSeq and is a predicted model, not a curated record. Bases 1 to 1263 code for a protein of 420 amino acids. The transcript is spliced from 2 exons. Lineage: Eukaryota; Fungi; Ascomycota; Dothideomycetes; Dothideales; Saccotheciaceae.